Messenger RNA from Drosophila teissieri, 401 nucleotides. RefSeq lists its product as uncharacterized. The transcript is spliced from 2 exons. The record is from RefSeq and is a predicted model, not a curated record. Lineage: Eukaryota; Metazoa; Arthropoda; Insecta; Diptera; Drosophilidae. Bases 42 to 401 code for a protein of 119 amino acids.
CCUCGAGCUAAACUUACUCAGAACGAACCCAGUUUGCCAACAUGAAGUUCUUCAUCGCCGCCGUCCUGAUCGCCGCCUGCGUGGCCCUCGCCCAGAGCAGUGCCAUCUACUCCCCGCUGUCCUCCGUGUCCUCGUUGUCCUCCGUGCCGGUGGUCCGCUCCGUGCCCGUGGUGAACUCUGUUCCAGUGGUGCGCUCCGUACCGGUGGUGCGCUCUGUUCCAGUGGUGCGCUCUGUUCCAGUGGUGCGCUCUGUUCCAGUGGUGCGCAAUGUGCCGGUGGUGCGCAAUGUGCCGGUGGUGCAGUCCGUCCCAGUGGUGCCCUCCGUGGUGCGCGUGGGACACGCCUCCGUCUACGACGCUCCCCUGGUGCAGCCCUACGGAGGAUGGUUGAAGCAGAAGUAG